GCUGGAGGCCCCGCCCGAGAGUCCUCCUCCCGGGGUCGCCAGCCCACCGCCGGCCCGGCCCGGCCCGGUGGGUGGCCGCGGGGCCGCCUCUACCGGCUGGCGGCGGUGACUCGGCGACCUUGGCCCAGAGCAUCUAGCCGGAACCCCCCAACGGCGGCGGCGGCGGCGCGGACUUUGCCCAGCGUCGGGGCGGAGCGGACAGGGUCCGCGGGCCGGUCGCCGAUAUGUUGGCCUUCGCGGCCAGGACCGUGCCCGGGCAAGUGGCUGUCUCUUGCUAGGUUCUGCCCGCCCACUUGGUAGCACAGUUAGGCUUAGAGAUCCAGCCCAAGGCAGACAGACAGGGCUCAGAACCUCAGUCCUGCCAUGGAGGACGGGCAGCAGAAAGAGAAGGUAAAGCCCGUGGGCUUCCUCAAGCCCUCCUCCCUGAUGAAGGCUCCCGGCCGCUUCAAGGCACACCAGGACUCGCUGCCCCGGCUGCCCGUGCCCCUGCUCCAGCAGACCCUGGACCAUUAUCUCAAGGCCCUGCAGCCUAUCGUGAGCGAGGAGGAGUGGGCCCAAACCAAGCAGCUGGUAGAAGAGUUUCAGACCACAGGCGGUGUAGGGGAGCGCCUGCAGAAGGGGCUGGAGCGCAGGGCCAGGAAGUCAGAAAACUGGCUGUCCGAGUGGUGGCUCAAAACGGCCUACCUCCAGUACCGCCAGCCCCUGGUCAUCUACUCCAGCCCAGGUGUAGCACUGCCUAAGCAGGACUUUGUGGAUCGGCAGGGACAGCUCCGGUUUGCUGCCAAAUUCAUUGAGGGCGUGUUGGAUUUCAAGGCCAUGAUUGACAACGAGACCCUGCCUGUGGAGUACCUGGGCGGAAAGCCACUGUGCAUGAACCAGUACUACCAGAUCCUGUCUUCCUGCCGUGUGCCAGGCCCCAAGCAGGACUCAGUCACCAACUUCAGCAAGACCAAGAAGCCACCCAUGCACAUCACUGUGGUGCACAACUACCAAUUUUUUGAGCUGGACGUGUACCACAGUGACGGGACACCCCUGACCUCAGAUCAGAUCUUCGCACAACUGGAGAAGAUCUGGAACUCGUCACUGCAAACUAACAAAGAGCCUGUGGGCAUCCUCACCUCCAACCACCGCAACUCCUGGGCCAAGGCAUACAGCACACUCAUCAAAGACAAGGUGAACCGGGAGUCAGUGCGCUCCAUCCAGAAGAGCAUCUUCACCGUGUGCCUGGAUGCGCCCAUGCCCCGGGUCUCAGAAGACGUGUACCGCAGCCAUGUGGCCGGCCAGAUGCUGCAUGGGGGUGGUGGCAGGCUCAACAGUGGCAACCGCUGGUUUGACAAGACACUGCAGUUCAUCGUGGCAGAAGACGGCUCCUGCGGGCUGGUUUAUGAGCACGCAGCAGCAGAGGGCCCCCCUAUCAUCACCCUCGUGGACCAUGUGGUUGAGUUCACGAAGAAGCCCGAGCUCGUGCGGUCUCCCAUGGUGCCCCUACCUAUGCCCAAGAAGCUGCGGUUCAACAUCACCCCCGAGAUCAAGAACGACAUCGAGAAGGCUAAGCAGAACCUCAGCAUCAUGAUCCAGGACCUGGACCUCACGGUGAUGGUGUUCCACCACUUCGGGAAAGACUUCCCCAAGUCAGAGAAGCUGAGCCCAGAUGCCUUUAUCCAGAUGGCGCUACAGCUGGCCUACUACAGGAUCUACAAGCAAGCAUGUGCCACGUACGAAAGUGCUUCCCUGCGCAUGUUUCACCUGGGCCGAACCGAUACCAUCCGCUCAGCCUCCGUGGACUCGCUGGCCUUCGUCAAAGCCAUGGAUGACUCCAGUGUGAUGGAGCUCCAGAAGGUAGAGCUACUGCGGAAAGCUGUGCAGGCCCACCGAGCCUACACUGACCGGGCCAUCCGUGGCGAGGCGUUCGACCGGCACCUGCUGGGUCUGAAGCUGCAGGCCAUUGAGGACCUGGUGAGCAUGCCCGACAUCUUCAUGGACACCUCCUAUGCCAUCGCUAUGCACUUCAACCUCUCCACUAGCCAGGUCCCUGCCAAGACAGACUGUGUCAUGUUCUUUGGGCCUGUGGUCCCGGACGGCUAUGGUGUCUGCUAUAACCCCAUGGAGGCCCACAUCAACUUCUCCGUGUCAGCCUACAACAGCUGUGCCGAGACCAACGCUGCCCGCCUGGCACACUACCUGGAGAAGGCACUCCUGGACAUGCGUGCUCUGCUUCAGAGCCACCCCCGGGCCAAGCUCUGAGCCUCCCGUGCUCAGGCCUGCUAAUGCCAUGGCCAGGCAACCCCAGGGCGGGCCACCUGCCAGGGCUCCGCUCCUUUGCUCCCUCUCCCCCUGAGCCCCACAGAUCUGACUGAACCACGAUGGCACCCCCUUCCAUGGGUCAUCCCCAGCACCUGCUGGGGCCAGAGCCCGGGCUGAAGUCAGAGUCUGAGCAGGACGCAGGGCACAGGUGCCGACACAUCACCUGCUGAGGCCUCUGGAAAAGGGCAGCCACUGAGCCCUCCCUGCCCGGCUGGGAGACCGGUGGGCCUUUCCUGGCUAGCCCAGCUCUGGCCAGUCCCUACUGUCUCAUGGCCAGGCCAGGGCUUAUACCCCAAUCCUCAAGCUCCCAAGGAUCUAGAGACAGUAUUAUCUGGAGCUGGGGGGGUUCCAGGCCUCCCCAAAGCUGAGAGACCAGGGUGUGAGGUGUGCUGUAAGGGGAAGUCCAGCUGCGCCCUGGCCCACCUGGGACCCUGGAUCGGUCUCCCCUGGGAGUGCCGUGCUCUACUGGGCGAGGCGGCUCGCGGGCCCUGGCUUACUGGCUUCCUCUCGGCUUGAUUCCUGAACCCUGUUUGUGGCUGUAUAAUGGCGAUAUGCAAGGUAAUCAAUAAAGGGAAAUCUGUGUAA
Manis javanica (Malayan pangolin) is the source of this 2889-nucleotide messenger RNA. It is a transcript of the gene CRAT, whose product is annotated as carnitine O-acetyltransferase. The record is from RefSeq and is a predicted model, not a curated record. Gene Ontology annotation, cellular component: peroxisome. Gene Ontology annotation, molecular function: carnitine O-acetyltransferase activity. NCBI's taxonomy places the organism in Eukaryota, Metazoa, Chordata, Mammalia, Pholidota, Manidae. Gene Ontology annotation, biological process: carnitine metabolic process, CoA-linked.